UUGGUCAAUCGUUACCUCAAAAUUUUGCGUGAAGGUAACGCCAACCCGCAAGAAAUUGUCGCCAUCACCUUCACAGAGAAAGCCGCCGCCGAGAUGAAGGAGCGAAUUAUUGAAGAGCUGUCGCCUCAAGAAAAACGUGAUGGUUCAGAACAGGACAAUUCGCUACAAGGCUUUCGCGAAAAGAUGAGCACGGCACACAUCUCAACUAUCCACGCAUUCUGCUCACGUAUCCUGCAAGAAUUCCCCUUCCAAGCGGGUGUACCCGCCAACUUCAGCAUCCUACAAGGCAUCGAUCAGAAACUCUCACUACAGCAAAUCAUUACGGGAACCCUCAAGGACAUUGCCAUAAACCCUAACCAUCCACACCGCGCAGAACUCACUCGACUCCUACGACGCUAUGGUGGACAGAAAAAACUGGUGGAUUUCUUCGCCACUAUGAUAAAUCAACGGGAUGUCCUCGAACACCUAAUACAGGAGAUUUAUAGUAAUCCAAACGAUACAGAGAUACGCAAAGGCUUGCAACAGCAGGUCCACGACACAUUGAUGUCAGCAAUGGAUGCCCCCGAAUUCAUCCGAUGUUUAAAUGCUGUUUUGCAGGUUGCAACUGGUAAAAAUGCAGCGGCAGUUAGAGACUUGACCCAACAGUUAGAAAUACUAUAUGGGAAAAACCCAGAUUCUCCUGAAGUACCGAAGUUACUUAGACAAAUUGCUGAUCCAAUUACAAUUAAAAACGGUAACAUCGCGAAAGCCGCUUUCAUCGGUACACGUGUUGACACAACGGAUAUUGACACCGAAAUCAAUGGGUUGGUAUCCGCUGCGAAAAAAAUUAAAGCACUACCACUCCUUGAAAACGAAAAAGAUGAUGAUAAAACAGGCAAUGUUGAAACCGAUGAUGAUUUCCUGCUUAGCACAAUCCGCGACUUACUCACACUAUACACCCGAAUCUCGGAGGCGUACAGAAUUGCCAAACUCUCCCAAGGUAAACUCGACUUUGCUGACCUACAGCUGAAAACCCGGGAUCUCCUUCGCGACAACGAAGAAAUCCGACAGAAAUUGGUAUCCCAACACAAGUACUACAUGGUAGACGAAUAUCAGGAUACAAAUAAACUACAGUACGAAUUAGUGAUGUUGCUGACAAAUAAACUCAAAAGCGCAAAUCUUUUCAUCGUCGGCGAUCCGAAACAGAGUAUUUACAGAUUCCGCGGCGCAGAUGUCAGUAUAUUUGAAAAAACACGAAAAGAAAUCGAAAAAAAUGGUGGGCUUGAUAUUCCCCUUACAGAGAAUUUCCGAUCCUUGCGUGAUACCGUCGGGUUCGUCAAUUACUUUUUCAAUCGCUUGAUGGGUGACGGAAAAGAGACUGAAUUUGAAGUGCAGUAUGAGCCGCUUACGCAAGCUCGACCCGUCAAGGCAAACGGCGCAGUUGAAAUUCUGCUUGACAAACAGGACGAGGAGGCAGCGAGUGAAUACUCGCUUAUCGCACAGCACAUCAUAAACAUGAAAGCAAACAGAGAAACAGUGUGGGUACGUAGUACCAGUGAAGAGAACAGGGGCAUGGAAGUGGAACGUCCGAUCCAGUACGGUGACAUUGCCAUCCUCAUCCGGAGUAGAAGGCAUCUCCCCGAUAUUGAACAUGCUCUACAUGAAGCAGAUAUACCCUACCUCACCACUGGCGGUGUUGGUUUCUAUCAACGGCAGGAAAUCUACGACAUCUGGAACUACCUCCACUUCCUCGAAGCACCCACAAAAAAUCAAACAUCUCUCGCCGCAGUUCUCCGCGGUCCCGCUUUCGGUAUCUCCGACACUGAACUCUAUGAAAUUUCACCCCAGGAUGAGGAAAAUUUCUGGGAUCAUGCGCAGUGUUAUCAAGAUCGGUCUCAUAACCUUAAUCGCGCGAUAACCACUUUAAAAAGGCACAGUCAGUUUGCACACCGAAUGCCUGUAAACCAACUCAUCCUAACCCUCGUUAAUGAGACAGGAAUGAUUGGAACGUUGCGAACGGGGAAAUACGGACAACAACGCUGGGCAAACUACCAAAAACUCCUGGAACUUGCCAGAAAUUUUGACGGAGAUGAAAACAAGCAAACCCUUCCGGACUUUAUUGAAUUUCUGGAUACAUUAAUUACGGAGGAACCCCAAGAGGGAGAAGCACCCGUUGAGGCAGGUAGCGGCGCGGUCCAAAUUAUGACGAUCCAUGCCGCCAAAGGGAAGCAAUUCCCAAUCGUCAUCCUCCCAAGGCUUGACCGGAAAGGGCAAACGGACAUGGAACCUUUCAUUGAUGAGGCACUCGGUAUCGGCUUCAGUCCCCUUAAUCCCGAUAACGACUACAAAAAAACUGAACCAGAGAUUGUUACACACAUGAAAAAUCGGGCAGACGAGAAAGAGAUUGCCGAAAAUAAACGUUUGUUUUAUGUCGGGACAACACGUGCUUGCGAUCGGCUCAUCUUAUCAGGAACCCUCCCAGCAGCGAACAUGCUUGGUUGGCUCCACAAACACCUCGACAUUGAUGAAGAGGACAGUUCACUGAACCUACCUGUCACGUUGGAAGUGUUCACAGGGAACGGCACAAGUUCUCAAUAUUUCCAACUCCAAAUUCCGAUUUAUCAAGCACUUGCGGGGAAUGACCCUGCGGACGAGGUUCCCGACGAAACAGCACCUGUUGAUUUUCCUGAGUCUCUACGAAAACUGGAACCAACCGGUACUUCCGCUGCCUUUUCUGUCUCUGAACUCGCUAAUUAUGCCCGAUGUCCGUUACGGUAUCAAUUGGAAAAUGUGCUGCGAAUUCCGGUAAACGGGCAAGAAGAUGCCGACGCAAAUGAAACUGAGAUGGAUGCCGCUCUUCGCUACACGCUCACACAAAUAAGACGGCGAUCAGAUGUGGAAAAUCUUGAUGCUACGAUUGAUAAGGCACUUGAAAAUUAUCCUGAAGCAACGACUAAAUCAACAGCGGCACUUCGUACACACGUUAACAAUUUUAUCAGCUCCGAACUCGGUGAAACGGCAUUCUCUGCAUCCACGAUUCACACCAAUCAGCACAUUCACGCAGACAUCAACGGACACAUCGUUGAUGGUAGGGUCGACAAACUCUUUAAAGAUGAAACAGGAAACUGGCAGGCAUGGCAACCUACCUUUGCGGGUACGUGGCGCGACGAUUUUGAAGACAAAGACAUUCGUGAAUGGAAAAUUUUUAACAUCGACCGACAAGUUGAGAAGUGGUGGGUUAAUGAUGGCGAAGCCGUCGGCGAAAUCUUCCUACCCGGUUUCAUGAGUCUCUGGACCACAGGUGAACUCACAUGGAAGAACUACUCUUUCUCCUGUCGCGCAAAGUUAGUGAAAGACAAGAACGAACCCCCAAGCAUCGGGCUGACACUCCACGACAGAGGUGAGGAGGAUACCCGUUAUCUCUUUUUUAUAGACUAUGUUUUCGGCACCGUCCGAAUCGUCAAAGCACUUCGAGAUAACUGGUUUCCCGUCAUCUAUCCAUUUGACGCCGAAAUCGAUAAGUGGUACGAACUAACUGCCACCAUCCACGAAGACGGCAGGCUUGAAUUUCAAGUUGACGACGAGAUAUUUACCAUUAUUGACGAUGACCCCUUAAAAGGCGGACAAGCCGGGCUUGUUGUCGCGGACGGGCAGGCACGAUUUGAUGAUGUCGAAAUCACAGGUCCGAAUAUCGACAAUGGGGGUCCGGGGAAAGCACGUCCCGUCGAGCCGAAAACCAAACUCGCAACCACAUGGGGACAAUUGAAAAGCAGAGAGUAA
Molecule: messenger RNA, 3759 nt
Organism: Geodia barretti
Lineage: Eukaryota; Metazoa; Porifera; Demospongiae; Tetractinellida; Geodiidae
Source: the annotation of a GenBank genome assembly